Molecule: messenger RNA, 6188 nt
Organism: Pollicipes pollicipes
Lineage: Eukaryota; Metazoa; Arthropoda; Thecostraca; Pollicipedomorpha; Pollicipedidae
Product: rho GTPase-activating protein 190-like
Biological process (GO): regulation of axonogenesis; regulation of cell size; Rho protein signal transduction
Cellular component (GO): cytosol
Molecular function (GO): GTP binding; GTPase activator activity; GTPase activity
Source: RefSeq, a predicted model, not a curated record
UUCGGUUCACAAAUUGUUGUGUUCUCUCGAAAACCGCUGCAACAUGGUGCAAUGAUAUAGAUUCGGCCCGGUAGCAUUGGAAUUGCGUGUUUCCAUGAGGAUGCGCAGAGGCUGAGUUGCUGUUAACAGCUGCGACCAUGGGAAAUGGGCAUAAGUAAUCACGUCAUCAUCCAGCUUUCUGACUACCGGAUGCCGCCGCUGGUGGUGCUCCAGUGAGCCACCCGGCCCGCCGCCAUGGCGGCCGCCACCCUCCAGCGGGUGAUGCAUCGCAAGACGGAGUCGGGCCGCACCUUCAACGUGGCCGUGGUCGGCCUGUCCGGCUCCGAGCGCGACAAGGGCAGCGUGGGCGUCGGCAAGUCGUGCCUCUGCAACCGGUUCGUGCGCACGUCGGCGGACGACUACUACACGGAGCACAUCUCGGUGCUGAGUCAGACGGACUUCAGCGGCCGGGUGGUCAACAAUGAACACUUCAUGUACUGGGGAGACGUGGCCAAGAUCUCCGAGGAAGGCAUCACCUUCCAGUUCCAGGUGGUGGAGCAGACGGAGUUCAUCGAUGAUGCCUCCUUCCAGCCGUUUAAAGCUGGGAAGAUGGAUCCGUACAUCAAGCGCUGUGCCAACACGCGACUGUGCUCCGCCGAAAAGCUAAUGUACAUAUGCAAAAACCAGCUCGGCAUCGAGAAGGAAUAUGAACAGAAAGUUCUACCGGAGGGCAGGUUCCUGGUGGACGGCUUCCUGUGCGUGUUCGACGUGAGCGAGGUGUCCGGCCGGCCUCUGUCGCGCCAGGUGGAGCUCACCGUCCAGAUCCUGAACAGCCUGGUGCGCACCAAGAAGCCCGUCGUGCUGGUCACCACCAAGAACGACGAGGCCAAGGAGUCGCACCUGCGCGAGGCCGAGCGGCUGGCCAGCCGCAAGGAGUUCAAGGGCAACAUCCCGCUGGUGGAGACGUCCGCUCACCACAGCGUCAACGUCGACCUGGCGUUUGUGACGCUGGCGCAGCUGAUCGACCGUAGCCGCGGCCGCAUCCGCAUCGUGCCGUACCCGGAGGCGGCGCGCCAGCGCCGGGACGAGGCCGACCUCGUCUCGGACGCCUUCCAGUCGCUGGUGCGCGUACACGUGACCGACUGCCGCGCCACCUGGGCGUCGACCGUGCAGCGGCUGCGCGGCGCGCCCGCCUUCCACGAGUUCGUCGGCCUGCAGGGCCAGGAGGCGGCGCACCGGCUCUUUCGGCGCCACGUCAAGCGGCUGCGCGACGAGCACGUGUCGCGCCGCGUGCAGCGCUACCUGGCGGCGCUGCCGGACGUGUUCCGCGAGCUGUUCCCCGACCAGCGCGCGCUGCUCAGCUGCGGCUGGGCCGAGGUGCAGCAGAGUCUGCGCCAGCACCCGGACUUCGAGCGGCACUUUGUGGCGGCGCCCGAGGACCUGGCCUGGCUGGACCUCGACGUGGACGAGCUCUCCGACCCCCGCAUUCCAUUCGAGGUGCUGGCCAGCAGCGAGGCCGAGACGGCCUUCAAGAACUAUCUCAACGCCAUCCAGCAGGAGACGCGCCAGCAGGAGCUGCGGCGCCAGUUCAAGCAGCUGCUGGAGGAGACCAGCUAUGUGACGCCCGGCAAGUCCCUGUCGGAGGUGCGCGUGCUGUUCCUGGGCCGGGAGUGUUUCGAGAGUCUGGCCGAAGACGAGCGACAGGAGAUCUACGACAUCCACCAGCGGCACAUACUGGAGAAGGCCAGAGCCAACUUCCAGGAGCUGCUGCUGGAGCGAGCCGACCUGUUCUACAGCAUCUCACCGGCCGGUGGCGGCGGCGCCCUCACCCAGGACCAGAUGAAGGACAUCACCGAGCUGCUGCAGGAGGAUGUGAGGUACAAGCUGCUGGACCGGUUCGAGCAGGAGCGGACGCUGCUGCUGCUCCAGCACCUGGGCUUCCUGCACCGGCCGCGCGCCGACCGCUGUCCGGCCGGACCCUACUGCAUGGACCUGUUGGUGGCGGCGCUGCUGGCGGCGCGGCCGGCGCCGCCGCCGGGCGCCUCCGCUGCCGGCACGCACUGGGUGUUCGGCGGCAGCGACUCGCCCGUGCACAGCCUCAACGUGGUGCUGGUGGGCACCGAGGGGUCGGCGGACCGGCUCACGCAGAUGUUCAGGCUGCAGCUGGACGAGGACGAAGUGGAGAUCGACGGCCAGUUGUUCAGCCUUGGCCUGCGCAUCAUCAGCGACGACACCAAGCUGACGCCGAGCGCCUUCUUCACGGCUGACUUCAGUCCGCACGGCUGCUUGUGCGUGUACUCGGGCGCCGCGUCGUUCGAGUACAUCCGCCAGAGCGUGGAGAAGACGCUGCUAACCAGUCUGGAGGAGGAGGAGGACGGCCAGCCGCGGCCGCCGUUCCAGGGCCUGCCGCUGGUGCUGGUGCUGGCGGCCGACUCGCAGCUGGACAAGGCCGAGCUGGCCCAGCUGCGCCAGGAGGGCCGCAGUCUGGCCGACAAUCUGCAGUGUCCGUUCGUGGACUGCACGCGCCGUCGGAGGAGGCGGGCCGCCGAGCCGGACGCCGAGGACGCCGCCAGCGUCAGCAUGAGCGAACGAACCCCACUCUACCCGGCCGGCCUCUCCGCGAGGGAGCCUGACAUCAGGAUAAUAAUGUGCCUCUUCUGCGGUGAUCCGUACUCGGUCGAGAAUGUGGUCGGCGAUUUGUCAAAUCAACUUGUCAAAACGCACGAGAAGAGCUCCGUCAUACUGGACACCUUUCUUGGCGACUGCCGACGCCGGGUGGAGGUGAUCAUCAGCUCGUACCACGGCGCUGCCGCCUACCAGGACGAGAUGGUGCACGGCUUCGUCCUGGUGUACAGCACCAAGCGGCGGGCGUCGCUCAACAACCUCAACGUGUUCUCGGCGAGCGUGCCGCACCUGCCGAUCCAGAUCCUGGCGGUGACCGACUCGGGCGGCGCCAACGCGCUGUUCUCGUCCCAGCUGACGCACCAGCUCAUCACCGAGGGCAACCACAUCGCCGACCGGCUGCAGGCCCACUUCAUGACCUCCACGUCCACCUGUCAGCAGAAGUCGGCCUUCUACCUCAGCUUCUUCAAGGAGGUGUGGGAGAAGAAGCCGGAGAUCGAGCAGGCGUUCGAGCUGGAGCGGGUGCGCCGGCUGCAGGAGGCGGACGAGGGGCCGGCGUUCCCGCGUGCCCUCACGCUCCACCAGCAGCUGGGCGCCGCCAGCAACGACGGGAGCGGCUCGGAGUUAUACGAGCGACUGCCGACGGACGGCUCGCUGGGCGACGAGCUGAACCUCUCGCCGACCCUGCCGGCGCCGCCACCGCGCCUCCAGUUCUUCAAGGCCGAGAGUCUGGAGCUGGGUCGCCGCGCGCGGCCCGACACCGGCUGGCUGGAGGAGACGAGUGCCGGGGCACGCCAGCUGCCUGCGGAUGACGUGUGGCUGGAGCGGAGGCAGCUAGCGCCGGCGCACGCCUACACUACCGGCCGACAGCGGCCGCCGCCACCGCCUAAACCCAAGGCUCAGGCCGGACAGCCCGGCAAACUGAACCUGAAACAGUACACGAGCGUAGUGGACACGCUGGAGAAGCUGAACCUGACGAACCGCGCUGAGCCGCGCCGCGGCCGCGCGGCCGCCGGCUUCUCGCAGCAGCCGGGCUCCGAGUACGCCCAGGUCAAGGACGCCCUGUUCUUGGGCGGCAAGUUCGACGGCGACUACAGCUACACGCUGGCGCAGGACGCGGGCGGCCACAGCGCCAAGGCGCGCCUCCGGCAGCGGACCGAGAAGUGCCGCCAGUUCCUGGGCGGCAGCGACUCGGAGGAGUCGGCCGCCGAGGAGGAGGGCACCUUCAGCCGCCAGAAGUACGCCAGCAGCUCGGUGCGGCUGCGGCGCACGGCCGCCAAGCGCGCCGGCGUGCCGGCCGCCAUCCCGCAGGUGCCGACGCUGCCGGCGCGCGCCGCCGGCUCCCCACUGCCCGCCAAGUCGAAGUCUGAGUCGCCGCGGGAGGGCGUAAACAACGAGGAGUCUAGUCUGGACGUGUCGGUGUCGGGAGACUUCAGCUCUCCUGUGCUGUCCGCCAACGCCGCCAAAGAAGAGAAACUGAGGCGAAAGGAUAGGCAGCGGCAAUUAAAGGAAGAGGAAAAGAGGCGUGUAAAGGAAGAGGAAAAGGUGAAGAAGCUGGAAAAGGAGAGGCUCAAAAAGGAGAAGCAUAAAAAGGGGAAGACGUCGACCUCGUCGUCGCAAUCUCAGCUGGAGGAGCUGGUGCCGGGCGGCGGCGCCGGCGGGCAGCUGCCCGUGUUCCUGACGCGCUGCGUCGAGUACAUCGAGGCGGAAGGCCUGGACGCCGAAGGCCUGUACCGCGUGCCUGGCAACCGGGCGCACGUGGACCUGCUGUUCGAGCGUCUCUCCGAGGACAGCGGGGCCAGCAUCGCUGACCUGGACCUGGCCGUCAACGCCGUGGCCACGGCGCUCAAGGAGUUCCUCUCCAAGAAGCUGCCGCCGCUGCUGACGCAGGACAAGAUGGCCGAGCUCACCAGCAUCGCCGGUAUAUCAGAUCGGCGAACUCGACUAUUCAAACUGCGGGUUCUUCUGAAGGAUCUUCCUCCCAUUAACUUCAACAUCCUCAAGUAUCUGUUUCGUCACUUCCUGAAGGUGUCGGAGAAGUUCAAGCUGAACAGCAUGGACAGCAAGAACCUGGCCAUCUGCUGGUGGCCGACGCUGCUGCCGCUGCAGUUCACCGACAUGGGCGUGUUCGAGUCGAUGCGGCCGCACCUGGAGGACAUCGUGCAGACCAUGAUCGACCAGCACCAGUACCUGUUCGACGGCCAGGAGGAGCUUAUGAUGGUGUGACCCGAAGGCGGCGUGAGUCGCGCCGCCGCCGCCGCCGUCGCUGCCGCGCCGCGCCCUCGCCGCGCCGGCCCCGCCGCCGCCGCCGCCGCCCUCCGCGCUCGCCACCGGCCGCCCUGAGCGGCCGCGCCGCGCCGUCCAGUGCAAAGGUCCGCACUGAUGACCGCCAGAGAGAGAGAAAGAGAGAUAUAGAGAACGAGUGAGAGAGAGCUUACGGGGCGCUUCACUGUGAUUUCGGCGGGCGCGCAGUCUUCCCGGCCGGGGGUCGGGGACUGGCCAUCCGGCUCGGCCCGGCCCGGUCCCGGCGCGUCGCGUCACGCCACGUCACGUCACGUCGCGUCACGUGACCGGCGCGGUCGACCUCCAGCACAAAUGUCCCUCAGCUCCGGGCAAAGAGAGGCUUGCGAGUGGGCUUAAAACGCGGCCGGCUGUCCGCCGCGCCGCUGAGCCUGUUAAUUUCUUACCCUUGUUUUUAUAGUGAACUGCUGACUGUCAACGGCGGCUUGUGUGGGAACUCGAUGGCCAGGACUGGUGGGACGUUCUGGCUCGCAGCGGGCGAGCCAGAGAACCGCGCCGUCCGUACCGAGUGCGUUUUGUAACCGUGUGCCGGCGUGUGAGGGGUCGGUGGGCUCAGUCACCCACGUGUAAACUGCCGUCGUCCUCUUUCCACACGCCCCCGGGUCCCAGGCUGUCUGGCACCGGCGCGGCGCUCACUGUUGCCGAUCUGAGCGCACGGCUUCGGACAUUUGCACACGGCCGUCGACUGGCGGUGCGUUGCGACGGACGGGGGUCGCUUAUACUCGUUGUCCACCUUUGCGAUUUUUUUGGUUUACUGUGAGGCUGUGAUGUGUAUGUUUAGGUUGAUGGUGGACGACAAUAAUCGGUGUUUAGCGUACGCUGCCCGCCGGCGUAUCGUCGGGAGCACUAACCGCCCUCUCCCUGCCCGCCGUCGGUGCGCACGCGCGCGCGUGUGUGAGCGCAGGGUGGCCGGAGCCGACUCCGGCCCGCCAGCGCCCGGCCGGUCCGGCAGCGUCCGCGCCGCGCGUCGCCGGGCGACCGCCGCACCCCGCCGCACCCGAACCCACCCAGUCGGCGCCUCCGCCGCCGGCCGCCCGCCCGGCAUCGGCCGUGAUAUUACAGUGUUGAGUCCGUGCAUGCCGCUUGUGGGUGUAGUCGUCGUGUUGCGCCGGGUGCGGUCCGUGACGUCACGCCGGGUGGGUCAGCGCCCGGCCGGCCCCGGUCACUGGGAGACGGGUGUCAGUCACCGGCCGCACCUGUCCGGGUGUUCUCGGCGCGGUCGGGCCGCGCCCGCUGUCAAGUGUUUCCUCACUUGUACCGAUUGGUAAAUAUUAUACAUAAAACAA